This is a messenger RNA of Seriola dumerili (greater amberjack), 4961 nucleotides long. RefSeq names its product proto-oncogene tyrosine-protein kinase Src-like. The transcript has 13 exons. Bases 406 to 2058 code for a protein of 550 amino acids. Gene Ontology annotation, molecular function: ATP binding; growth factor receptor binding; non-membrane spanning protein tyrosine kinase activity. The record is from RefSeq and is a predicted model, not a curated record. Gene Ontology annotation, cellular component: extrinsic component of cytoplasmic side of plasma membrane. Gene Ontology annotation, biological process: negative regulation of intrinsic apoptotic signaling pathway; epidermal growth factor receptor signaling pathway; osteoclast development. NCBI's taxonomy places the organism in Eukaryota, Metazoa, Chordata, Actinopteri, Carangiformes, Carangidae.
CUCCAGUGUUUCGUCAGUGAUGCACUAUCCCGUGCUUUCCCCCUACGAGGCAUGUCUUCUUCACACUACACCACUCCUGCUUCGUCGCAUGAAUUCACCGCGCCGUCGCCUCUUCCCAGCUGAACUGGCUACUUCACCGUAGGUUUGGUGUUUGUCCGGCCCACCGCAGCCGCCCGGCAGCUGUGCCCUCUGCUCCUGAAGGCAGUCCCCGUCAUGACCUCCUCCUUCUGCUAUUUUGCCGAAAUUCGCUAAAUGGGAUUCGUGGCUGGUCCGAGGUUUCCACAGCAACUGGCCAUCCGUUUCCACUAUUUCUCUAAUGAGGACAGCCAUACGGAUUUAACACGGUUCCUCGCUGCGCGUCUCUGAUUUUUGGGCUGAAUCUCAAGACGCGUCAAAGGUCUGCACAUGGGGGCGGGCAAGAGCAAGCCCAAGGAGCCGGGCCAGCGCUCCAUGAGCCUGGAUGGCACCAUCGGCACAGGCUCAGACAGCGGGCACUUCCACCACCUGGGCCCCGCCCAGCAGACCCAAACCCCAAACAGGAGCCCUGCCGUUGGAACAGGCAGGCGGGGGCAUCAAGGGCAGCACCAGCACGCCCCAACAAACACUCCUGAGUUGGCUCUUUUUGGAGGGGUGGACCACACAGGCACCAUCACCUCGCCUCAGAGAGGACCUCUGUCAGGAGGUGUCACUACAUUUGUGGCGCUGUAUGACUAUGAGUCACGGACAGCAUCUGAUCUGACCUUUAGGAAAGGCGACAGGCUGCAGAUUGUCAACAACACGAAAAAGUACAGCUUCAGAGAAGGGGACUGGUGGCUCGCUCGCUCCCUGACGACAGGCGAGAGUGGUUAUAUUCCCAGCAACUACGUGGCUCCGUCCGACUCCAUCCAAGCAGAAGAGUGGUAUUUUGGGAAGAUCACUCGGCGUGACUCCGAGAGGCUGCUUUUGAACCUACAGAACAGACGAGGAACCUUCUUGGUGAGGGAGAGCGAGACCACUAAAGGGGCAUAUUGCCUGUCGGUCCUGGAUUUUGAUAACACCAAAGGCCUGAAUGUUAAACAUUACAAGAUCAGGAAGCUGGAUAGCGGAGGUUUCUACAUCACCUCCCGCACCCAGUUCACCAGCCUACAGCAGCUAGUCUUCCACUACCGCAAGCACUCUGAUGGGCUGUGCCACGCUCUGACAGAUGUGUGUCCUGUGGCCAAACCUCAGACCCAGGGACUCGCCAGGGACGCCUGGGAGAUCCCUCGAGAGUCACUCCGCCUCGACCUUAAACUGGGACAGGGCUGCUUUGGAGAAGUCUGGAUGGGUACAUGGAACGGUACGACGCGAGUAGCCAUCAAGACCCUAAAGCCUGGAACCAUGUCUCCGGAGGCCUUUCUUCAGGAAGCACAGGUCAUGAAGAAGCUGAGGCACGAGAAGUUAGUCCAGCUGUACGCUGUGGUGUCUGAGGAACCCAUCUACAUUGUGACUGAGUAUAUGAGCCAAGGUAGCUUAUUGGACUUCCUUAAAGGGGAAGCAGGAAAGUUGCUUCGUCUGCCUCAGCUGGUAGACAUGGCAGCUCAGAUUGCUGCGGGCAUGGCCUACGUGGAGAGGAUGAACUACGUCCACAGAGAUCUGCGUGCUGCCAACAUCCUGGUGGGAGAUAACCUUGUGUGUAAAGUGGCUGACUUUGGUCUGGCAAGACUCAUUGAAGACAAUGAGUACACUGCAAGACAGGGAGCUAAGUUCCCAAUCAAAUGGACAGCACCGGAGGCGGCUCUGUACGGUCGCUUCACCAUCAAGUCAGACGUCUGGUCCUUUGGUGUGCUGCUCACAGAGCUGGCAACUAAAGGCAGAGUCCCCUAUCCAGGAAUGGUGAAUCGUGAGGUGCUGGACCAGGUGGAGCGCGGCUACAGGAUGCCCUGCCCCGCAGAGUGCCCCAGCUCCUUACACGAGCUCAUGCUUUCCUGCUGGAGGAAGGACCCGGAGGAGAGGCCUACGUUUGAGUACCUGCAGGGCUUCCUAGAGGACUACUUCACCUCCACAGAACCCCAGUAUCAGCCUGGGGAGAACCUAUAGAACCACAUACUAAACCGAAACCGAGGGUCAAGAACCUCAACACAGAACGAUCUGCACUAACCGACCUCAGAGGAACGCCUGUGAGAGGAUCUGAGCCUGUGAAACUCACCUGGGAGGAACUUGAGAUUCUUCUGUGAAAGCAUAACUGAGAUAGAAACCCCCUGUGCCCCUUCCCCCUCCCCUCUGUGCCAUUAAGGAACUGCUGCAGAAGAACCUGGAGAACCUCCUGCUUGAAAGCACUAACUGUUUAGUUUAGGUUCACCCCACAGGAAUGAGGUUCAGAACGGGAAGAGUAGAACUCUUGCUGGACAAAUUCUGAUUUGACUGAGGGACUACACUUGCGGGUAAAUGUCUUUGAGAGGUGCAACCGAUGUGGGAGGAACCGAAUCAGGAUCCACUGAUGGAGCAAGAGGGAAAAAGAAGCAGCCUCAAAGAGAGAAGGAAGAAGAGGGAAAGUCAAGGGAGGAUAUUUCAGUUGGGCAUGAGCUGUUUAGCAACACCUCCUGCUUUCCCUCUUCUGUCAUGUCUCUUUCCCCUCGUCUGGUACCUUUUCCGCCCACAGAAGAGCACUGCCACUGUGGCUCAGGUGCCAAAGGAAAGUCUGUCUUGCUUAAAUUGUCCUUUAUCUCCCUUCUUCCUCUCUCCUCGUUCUCUAUUUCUGUCUAACUUUCAGUAUCUCUCCAGUUUUCUCAAGUGCUGCUUCUUCAAAGUGUCUCCAAAUAACUCAGCUCUGGAACUCUACUUUGCAUCUUUAUUUAUGUUUACUUGGACAGUAUACGUCCUGUGGUUUAAGGUUUUGGUCAGUUGCAGACAAAAGUUCCUGAUUUCUCUUUAUUAUUUCUGUGAUAAUCAAUAGGCAAGGUUGUUAGAACCACUACCACGGUAGUGCCAGAUAAAUGUACUCUACAGGCAGGUUCUGUAAUGCUGAAAAUUGGGUCAUUUCAAUUCAAAUUUGAGGCCUUUAUCUCAUGUUUGUCCCGUCUUUUUCCAGCUGUAUCUAUCUACACUGAACGGUCUUUGUGGCCUGCUGGAUCCAACCUCGAUGAUUAAAGCUGAUUCUGAUGCAGAUAGUGUUUGAUUGCUUGUUGUUUUGAUUGAGCUUGAUUUAACUGGAAAGUCGCAUCGAAAAUAAUCAGCACUGUUGUGGUGGCAGUACAGAGCAGUUUUAAUAGUUACCAGCUCAUUUCCUCAGAGGCAUAAACGGGGUAAGUGUCAUCAAACAUUUAUGUGACCUACUAAGAGGCUGAUCUGGCUACCAAACAAAUCAUAUUACUGUUCAAUAUCCAAGUCAGCUCAAGAUGGGAAAACCCUGAGAGUAAAAGCCUGCUGUGUUCUGUGCCAAACAAAUCACAUUUCUUUACUGCUGUCUAUGUAUAUACUGUUUUAUUAUCAACAGGCUUUCUUGGGGGUUUUAGUUCUUUAACAGGCAACUGUUUACUUAAAAGAUACAAUUAAAGUCUCUGCACCAUUUCCCCAGUAAACAUCAUGUUAGUGAGUGGACAGGACAGAUAAACCUGCUACUGUUUGCUUAAGUAUUAAAAGGGUUUUUACCCUCCUCACAGCUGUUGUGAUCAUAAAAAUAUGCAACCAGGCAGCCCUAAUGAAAGUGUAAAACUUUGAUCAGGUAACCCCAAUAAAACUGUGUUUAUGACUUACUAUACGAGUUGAUUUUGAAACCAGUUAGCAUGCUUUUGUGCCGUUCUUCUCUUGACCAUUGGCUGGGUUUGUAUUUAUGCUGUAAUGUACAUCAACAUGUGUAUGUUUACUCAAGGUUCAGGUUAGGUUGAGGCGAGGGGGGGGGGGGUCAUAAACAAACAUCGUAACAUUUGUGCCAUCAACCUAUAAUUAAUUUUUUGAUAUCUUAUCCACUGCUGCCAGUUCUCAAUGUCAUACUGUACAUACUGUAGCUCUUUAGGGUUGGUUUUGUAUCUUGUACGCCACUUUCAAAUGGCAGAUAUUUAUGUUGAGUGUCGCACAUUUCACAGUGGUUUGGUUUAUGACGUAGUUGAUACAGCAACAGUAGAUAUGAUUAUAGCUUAUUACCAACAAAUACUAUGAAACCAGUCAUCAAAGUAUGAGCCAUGCAGCAAUAAGUCAGAGGAUAGCCCAUGCCCGCCAAAACCCUGCAAUUAUUAUCCAUUGAUGAUGAAUGAUGACGGCUAAUUUAAUCAGUAACGUGGACUACCCUGAAACCACAAUGAGAAAGGAGUUUGGGUUGUUAUAUCGUAUGAAAAUGAGGUCAAAGAUGUAAAUAGUAUCUUAAACAAAUGACUGUGACUAUCAUGUAAUUUGUUUUUGUAUAGUUUUAUUUGAACUGCACCUCCAUGCUGAGGUUUUUACAGUGACGCACGCCUGCUCCCCAAAAUGUUUUAAUAAUAAGAUGCUACUGUAAAUUAGGCUUAUGGAAUGUUUUUAUUUUUUAAAAUAUUGGACUUAAUAUAAAAUCAUAUUCUGUUUGAAACCUCUAUAUCUGCAAAAGACAAUAAAAAAUUCGGCUUGGUGCAUAUAUUUCCAAGAACAUGUACACGAUCAGCGCUUUCCUCUUUUGAAAUGGGAAUUACCCAGUUUGUUCUGACGCACUGAGCCGCCUGUCAGUCAUGUGGAAGUUGAUGGGCUCAUGACAAGUGUGAGUAGCCAAGGUCUGAUUGGAUUUUUCUGUGCCAUAUUAAAGACGUGUCUCAGUCUUUUUGUUGUUGUUUUUUUAUUUAUUUUUUUUUAUAAAUCUAUGCAGUUUCAGUCUGGCAUUCCUGCAAUUUUAUGGCCAUUUUAUUCUAAAGUCAAAAACAAUGAUCAUAAACAGAAGGUGUGAGCAUUUUGUAAGGACUUCUUUUGUCUUUUUUUUUUUUUUUGUUCUGAUGUAACAGGAUUGAAAUGGGUGUUGUGCCACUUUAUGUUGAUCUUAU